This is a messenger RNA of Mytilus trossulus (common blue mussel), 1015 nucleotides long. Its product is annotated as chymotrypsinogen A-like. Gene Ontology annotation, molecular function: serine-type endopeptidase activity. Bases 84 to 1001 code for a protein of 305 amino acids. Lineage: Eukaryota; Metazoa; Mollusca; Bivalvia; Mytilida; Mytilidae. The transcript is spliced from 8 exons. Gene Ontology annotation, biological process: proteolysis. The record is from RefSeq and is a predicted model, not a curated record.
GGUAAUACAACAACGAAUAUUGCUGUUCCGUCUUAGAAAUUUCAAUACAGAUUUCAGAAGUGAAGUUGUUAUUCAGCACAAAGAUGUAUCGAGUAUUCAUUGUUAGCGCAUUUGUCGUGAUCUAUAUUGCUUCGACUUUUGCGGCUGAUACAAGUGUAAAGAUUGUUAAUGGCGAAGAGGCAAACAUAGAAGAUCAUCCAUGGAUGGUUUCAAUUCAGGCCAGAGAUAAUGAAGGCGGCACUUUUACUCAUAUUUGCGGAGGUGCAAUUAUUGACAGAAAUUGGGUUCUCACAGCUGCACAUUGUGUUAAUUAUCCUGCUUAUGAGGCAAAGAAUAUGAGAGUAGUAGCUGGAAGCUCCUUUUUGAGUCAGAUGAUACAGAUUAAACCCUUGAAUAAAUACUAUGUGCACGAAAAAUAUAAUACAGUUGGUGGCGAUGGAAUCGAACCUGACCUUAUGUUACUACAGCUCAAGACGCCGUUUAAAUUUGGAUCUACCAUUAAUAAAAUCGAGCUGGACAAGGAAACAGGGAACACUUAUGUUGGUGAAUUGUGCACAAUAUCUGGUUGGGGAACUACAAAUGCUAAUAAAUCUAGUGGGUCGAAUUAUCCUGAUCGUCUGCAAGUAUUGUCAAUGCCUGUUGUGGCUAAAGAUGACUGUCUGGCUUCCUGGUCUUUUGCAUCAAAUUUUUUGAAGAACAUCAUAUGUCUUCAGGAUGGGAAAAAGGAUUCUUGUAAUAGAGAUAGUGGUGGGCCUUUGGUUUGCAGUAAAAAGCUUGUAGGAGUAUUAUCGUUUGGUGCUUUUACAAUUUGCGAUGGAAGGGUUCCAAGUGUUCAUAUCAGAGUUUCUGCUUAUACAGACUGGAUUAAAGAAAAACUGAAAAAUAAAGAUAAGAAGAAUAACAAAGAUAAGAAAGGCAAGAACAAUGAAAAUAAUAACAAAGGAAAGAAAAAUAACAAAGACAAGAAAAACAACAAAGAGAAGAAAAAUAACAAAAAUUGAAUUUGACACUUAAA